AUGACCUUUGCCGAAUUCAAAGCAAUGACCACUUGGGGUUGGAACAAACAUAUCUGGGACAUACGACCUGAGAAGUUGCCCAAGCUCAGACUCGCUGCAUGGCUCAUUGAAUUCUUCUUCCUCUUGGGCAAUGCCUGCACCAAAAUCUCGAUCCUCCUUUUCUAUCGGAGGCUCACGUUGGGACUUCCCAGAUUCUGGUUUUUGUACCUAAUAUGGGCUGCCAUUGCGUUUACCGUCUGCUACACGAUCGGCUUAUUGGUGGAACUGUUCGUCAUCUGUCGGCCCUUGACAUCAUAUUGGGAGUCAUACAGCCCGACAUAUGGCAAGGACUUCACAUGUGCCAACGAGCAUGUGGCAUUCCUUUUCAGCGCCGCAGCCUCGGUGACUUCGGAUAUCUAUGCGUCGGUGUUGCCUAUGCUGCUGGUCCGAACACUGAAUAUGACCUGCAGACAGCGACUAAGCAUGUAUGCGUUGUUCUCUGCAGGUCUGUUGACAGCCGGCACAGGAGUUGCCAGGCUCAUUACAUUCAUCCCAGCUACGACCAACUAUCAACCUGGUCCACAUAUCGACGAUGUAUCCUGGUUGGGCUGGCCUCUAUUGGCGCUCACCGACGUCGAAGCACAUCUCGCCAUCAUAAUCGCCUCUCUGCCUGCUUUAAAAGUGUUCUUCAGACGUCGAGUCUCCGGCCAGCUGACCAAGAUGCGCGGGUCGAUUCGCUCGAUGUCGACUUCUAGCAGAGCUCAACUGGCCAUCACCCUUCGUUCUGGACCGAUGGUUGAGGAGCCUCCACGUGUGGCCGGUGGCUGGUCUAAGCAACCAGUCCACGCCAACAUAACUCCUUGCAGUCCGUCUUCGGGGUACUCUGAUGAACGAUCUGCUAGCUUUGGCUCCGUCUACACCUUAGAAAUGGACACGCCGAAGAUGCCCCGCUAUGUUGAUAUAGUACAGGCUGCGAAGAUUCCGAGAUGUGUUCGAGUGGAAUCAGUGUAG
Messenger RNA from Exophiala xenobiotica, 990 nucleotides. RefSeq lists its product as uncharacterized. Bases 1 to 990 code for a protein of 329 amino acids. The record is from RefSeq and is a predicted model, not a curated record. Lineage: Eukaryota; Fungi; Ascomycota; Eurotiomycetes; Chaetothyriales; Herpotrichiellaceae. The transcript is spliced from 2 exons.